AUGGUUGUUCACAGACAAAGCCUGCCCAGCAACCCCCUGGAGAAGGGCAUCAGCGGGGGCCAGGCCAAGCGCACCAACAUCGGUAUCGCGCUCAUCACCAACCCGCGCGUCCUCAUGCUGGACGAGCCCACCAGCGGCCUCGACAGCUUCACGGCCAACGAGGUCAUCUCCCUGGUCAAGGGUCUGACGUCAGAGGGCGUCACCAUCGUGGCCACCAUCCACUCCCCAACCGCCUACGCCUUCUCACUCUUCGACAGGCGCGGCCGCCUGGUGUACUUUGGACCCAGCGGCGCCCCCGCGAUCAAGUACGUGCGGUCCCUGUGCCCUGAGGAGCCCCUCGGCUGGGCCAGUGACGUGGCCGCCUCUUUCCCCCAGCGCGUCGAGGCAGCUCGCACCGUUGGUCAAUGCUAA
Molecule: messenger RNA, 411 nt
Organism: Monoraphidium neglectum
Lineage: Eukaryota; Viridiplantae; Chlorophyta; Chlorophyceae; Sphaeropleales; Selenastraceae
Exons: 5
Coding region: 1-411 (136 amino acids)
Molecular function (GO): ATP hydrolysis activity; ATP binding
Source: RefSeq, a predicted model, not a curated record